Cuculus canorus (common cuckoo) is the source of this 1839-nucleotide messenger RNA. Its product is annotated as fibrinogen-like protein 1-like protein. The record is from RefSeq and is a predicted model, not a curated record. NCBI's taxonomy places the organism in Eukaryota, Metazoa, Chordata, Aves, Cuculiformes, Cuculidae. The coding region runs from base 980 to 1828 and encodes 282 amino acids. The transcript is spliced from 3 exons.
GAUUCGUUUCUGUAACUUUGGGAAGUUGCACUCCUAUUUGCCGGCUCUGCACCCCAGUAUUUUGAUCUAUUUAUGUUUGUUGGCACCAGAACAAAUACUGGUUCUGAUUUUCGCCCUGGGAUUGUCCUUGUUGGCCUCCAGAUCGCCACACGGAUAAACGAACCCACCCUCCUCCCCCCAGUCAGGCUAGGACGCGAGCAUGUGGCUCGUGGGUCUGGGGUGUGACAUGUGGUGAAUGGAGUUAAAUCGUGUUGGAGGCUGGUCACAAGUGGUGUCCCCACAGGUCUGUUUAACAUCUUUAUCAAAGAUGUGGAUGAGGGGAUUGAGUGCACCCUCCAUGAGUUUGCAGACGACAGCAAAUUGGGCAGGAGCGUUGGUCUGCUUGAGGGAAGGAAGGCUCUACAGAGAGAUCUGGACAGACUGGAUCAAUGGCCAAGGCCAAGUGCAUGGGGUUCAACAAGGCUAAGUGUUGAGUCCUGCACUUGGGCCACAACAACCACGUGGAAUGCUACAGGCUUGGGGAAGAGUGGCUGGAAAGCUGCCUGGCAGAAAAGGACUUGGGUGGGUGUUGGACGACAGCCAGCUGAAUAUGAGCCAGUGGUGUGCCCUGGUGGCUGACAAGACCAACAGCAUCCUGGCUUGUAUCAGAAAUGAUGUGACCAGCAGGAGGAGGGAAGUGAUCAUCACCCUGUACUCGGCAUUGGUGAGGCCACACCUUGAAUCUUAUGUUAGGUUUUGGUCCCCUCAGUACAGGAAAGACAUUGAGGUGCUGGAGCGUGUGCAGAGGAGAGCAAUGAAACUGGUGAAGAGGCUGGAGCACAAGUCCUCUGUGUAGUGGUUGAAGGAACUGAGGUUGUUUAAUCUGGAGAAGAGAAGGCUGAGGGGAGAACUUAUCGCUCUCUACCACUACCUGAUAGGAGGUUGUAGUGAGCUUGUAUUAUAGUUCUGUAUUGUCGCAGGAGGACUGACUGGAAGGAAGAUGGUGUUGAUGAGUUCAACAGGAUUUAUUCUAUUCUUGCUCUCUUAUUGCACUGUGUCAGUGAGCACCAAAGAAGCAGUGGUUUUGGCUAACGCCCACCUUCUCCCCCAAAGAGGCUAUGAGAGACUGAGGAACGUCAAUGCAAAAGACUAUCCAAGGGAUUGUUUUGAGAUUUUUCAACUCUCCAAAGGAAAUUCCAGAGAUGGUCUUUACAUCAUCCAACCAAAGGAGGACCCAAUUGUCGUCUCUUGUAAUAUGCAGGAUGGUGGCUGGACAGUAAUCCAACACAUUACAGCCAACAGUACAGUCGACUUUGAUAGGACCUGGCAGGAUUACAAAUAUGGAUUUGGCUCCGUUCAUGACAACCACUGGUUAGGAAAUGAAUAUAUGCAUCAGUUAACUAGCAGUUCCGUGCAAUACAUACUUGGAAUUAAACUUGUUAACCUAAAUGCUGAAAUCAAAUGGGGGCAGUACGAACCAUUCGUUAUUGAAGAUGAAGAGUCUCAAUACCGAAUCAGGGUUGGUCUAUACAAAGGCAAUGCCACUAAUGCUCUGACCCUGGACACAGAAGCUUAUCUCCAUGACAACCAGAAAUUCACCACCAAGGACAGAGACAAUGACAAUUACUUUCAGAACUGCGCUAAACUGGAACUCCAUGGUGUUCCUGGGGGAGGCUGGUGGUAUGAUGCAUGUGCUGGAGCAAAUCUAAACCGUAGAAAUGUAAUAUAUUGGCAAAAGGACUGCAACAAGCAACACUUGUGUAAGUUUGCAUGGAUGAUGAUCAAACCCAUUGCUCACAACCUGUCAUACCCAACCAAGUCCUGUCGAUGUCAGAAAGUUGAACUGUAGAUAAGUCAUGU